Messenger RNA from Cynocephalus volans (Philippine flying lemur), 594 nucleotides. It is a transcript of the gene CRTAM, whose product is annotated as cytotoxic and regulatory T cell molecule. Gene Ontology annotation, cellular component: plasma membrane. The transcript is spliced from 5 exons. The record is from RefSeq and is a predicted model, not a curated record. Gene Ontology annotation, molecular function: signaling receptor binding. NCBI's taxonomy places the organism in Eukaryota, Metazoa, Chordata, Mammalia, Dermoptera, Cynocephalidae. Gene Ontology annotation, biological process: cell recognition; positive regulation of natural killer cell mediated cytotoxicity directed against tumor cell target; detection of tumor cell. Bases 1 to 594 code for a protein of 197 amino acids.
AUGUGGGUGAAAUUGCUCUCUGUAGUUGCAGAAUUUUGUUUUUCCCCUUUCCUAGUUACUGAUCAAGAGACGGCUUCAGAUGCUCUGGAGAAAAGCUCUCUGUCCUCUGAAGACCCUCAGCAGCCCACUAGUACUGUUGCAGUAACGAAAGAUUCUAGUACAUCAGAGAUUGACAAGGAAGAGAAAGAACAAACCACUCAAGACCCUAAAGUCCCUGACUUGACCAGUGAAGCAAAUCCCCAGUACGUAGGAUUGGCAAGGAAGAACAGUGGCAUUCUGCUGCUCACUCUGGUGUCCUUCCUCAUUCUCAUACUCUUCCUCAUAGUCCAGCUCUUCAUAAUGAAGCUGCGGAAAGCACACAUGAUAUGGAAAAAAGAAAAUGAAAUUUCAGAUCACACACUAGAAAGUUACAGAUCGAGGUCAAAUAAUGAAGAAACAUCAUCCCAAGACAAAAAUGGCCAAACUUCCCACCCUAAGGGCUGUAUGAACUACAUCACAAGGCUUUACUCAGAAGCAAAAAUAAAGGGGAAGGAAAAUGCACAACAUUCAAAAUUAAAAGGAAAGCACAUUCAUAUACCGGAGAGCAUUGUGUAG